Molecule: messenger RNA, 828 nt
Organism: Tauraco erythrolophus (red-crested turaco)
Lineage: Eukaryota; Metazoa; Chordata; Aves; Musophagiformes; Musophagidae
Source: RefSeq, a predicted model, not a curated record
UGCGCCGCCCCCAUGUACAGCUCCAUCGUCAGCCUGGCCCUGGCAGACCUCCUCUACCUCUCCACCAUCCCCUUCAUCGUCUGUACCUACCUGGCCCAGGACUGGUACUUCGGGGACCUGGGGUGCCGCAUCCUGCUCAGCCUCGACCUGCUCACCAUGCACGCCAGCAUCUUCACCCUCACCCUUAUGUGCACUGAGCGCUACCUGGCCGUCACCCGGCCCCUGGACACCCUGAAGCGGUCGCGUGGCUACCGGAAGGAGGGCAAGGUGAAGAGGAUGUGUGCGCCUACCUGGAGCGUGGACGCCUACCGGACCUACCUGACGGUGCUCUUCAGCACCAGCAUCAUGGCCCCGGGAAUCAUCAUUGGCUUCCUCUACACGCGCCUGGCCAGGACCUACCUGGAGUCCCAGAGGAACCCCCCCCACAAGGAGAAGAGCAAGAGAUCCCCCCGGCAGAAGGUCCUCAUCAUGAUUUUCAGCAUCGUGCUGGUCUUCUGGGCCUGCUUCCUGCCAUUUUGGAUCUGGCAGCUGGUGCGACUCUACAGCAGCUCCCUGCAGCUCACCACCCAAACCCAGAAGUGCAUUAACUACCUGGUGACCUGCCUGACCUACAGCAACAGCUGCAUCAACCCCUUCCUCUACACCUUGCUCACCAAAAACUACCGGGAAUACCUGCGCAACAGGCACCGCAACUUCUACAGGUUCACAUCCUCCUUUCGCAAGAGGGGCUCCAACCUGCAGUGCUCCUGGGGACGGUCCAUGUCCUCCAGCAACCAGUAUGACUACAGCUCAGAGGCCCUGGGCAUGGCCACGCUGAAGGACAAGUGA